AUGCAGAUUUAUGUUGAAGAUAAAUUCUAUCAAUCAGCCUUAUUUCCUCAGUGGAAAUUUAGUCACUAUGAUGUGGUGGUUGGUGUGUUAUCAGCUCGAAAUAACCACAAACUUCGAAAUGUGAUAAGGAACACCUGGCUGAAGAAUUUGCUGCAACAUCCUACAUUAAGUCAACGUGUGCUUGUGAAGUUCAUAAUAGGAGCCCGUGGCUGUGAAGUGCCUGUGGAAGACAGGGAGGACCCUUACUCCUGUCGACUGCUCAACAUCACCAAUCCAGUUUUGAAUCAAGAAAUUGAGGCAUUCAGCUUUCCUGAAGAUGCCUCUUCAUCUAGACUCUCUGAAGACCGAGUUGUCAGCGUGAGCUUCAGAGUUCUCUACCCAAUCGUGAUUACCAGUCUUGGAGUGUUCUACGAUGCCAGUGACAUUGGUUUUCAAAGGAACAUCACAGUCAAGUUGUAUCAGACAGAGCAAGAGGAGGCCCUUUUCAUCGCCCGAUUUAGUCCUCCAAGCUGUGGCAUACAAGUGAACAAGCUAUGGUAUAAGCCUGUGGAACAAUUCAUCUUACCAGAGAGCUUCGAAGGUACAAUUGUGUGGGAAAGCCAAGAUCUUCAUGGCCUCAUGUCCAGAAACCUGCACAGAGUGACAGUGAACGAUGGAGGAGGUGUUCUCAGAGUCCUCACGUCUGGGGAAGGGGCCCUGCCUCAUGAAUUCAUGGAAGGUGUGGAGGGAGUUGCAGGUGGCUUUAUCUACACUGUUCAGGAAGGUGAUGCACUAUUACGAAGUCUUUACUCUCGGCCCCAGAGACUUGCAGAUCAUUUACGGAAUCUGCAAGAGGAAGAUGCCUUACUGCAGAAGGAAAGCAGUGUCUAUGAUGACAUCGUCUUCGUGGAUGUUGUGGAUACUUACCGGAAUGUUCCUGCAAAAUUAUUGAACUUCUAUAGAUGGACUGUGGAAUCCACCAGCUUCGGUUUGCUGCUCAAGACAGAUGAUGACUGUUACAUAGACUUAGAAGCUGUGUUUAAUAGAAUUGCUCAGAAGAAUCUAGAUGGGCCAAAUUUUUGGUGGGGAAAUUUCAGGUUGAAUUGGGCAGUGGACAGAACCGGAAAAUGGCAGGAGCUGGAAUACCCCAGCCCAGCUUACCCUGCCUUUGCAUGUGGGUCAGGGUAUGUGAUCUCCAAGGAUAUCGUUGACUGGCUGGCAGGCAACUCCGGAAGGUUAAAGACCUAUCAGGGUGAAGAUGUCAGCAUGGGCAUUUGGAUGGCAGCCAUAGGACCUAAAAGACACCAGGACAGCCUGUGGUUGUGUGAGAAAACCUGUGAGACAGGAAUGCUGUCUUCUCCUCAGUACUCACCAGACGAGCUGAGCAAACUGUGGGAACUGAAGGAACUGUGUGGGGAUCCUUGCCAGUGUGAAGCAAAAGUACAAUGAUCCCCAAAGAACAGGAACUGUAAAUCCGAGGAGAGCUGUGGCUGGUAUUGAGCUGUAAGCAGUAGGGUAUUACUAGUGUUUGCACAGAUCUUAAUGAAUCAACUGAUAACUGUAGCAUAAGUUUUUAUUUAUAAAUUGAAAGAUUAUUUAUACCAAAUUAUUUUAUAAAAAAUAUUGCUAAUUUCUGAUCUCUUAUACUGAUUAGCAACUCAUUAUUACCAUUUUCAGUUAAAUGGCCAAAUUCAGAAAAGAACUCCAUUUGAAUCUCAAGCAGGAUUACAAAAUAGCUCUGCAUAACUUAAUUAGGCCAGAAAGAAACUUCAAAGAUUCUGUGUGGCACAGGGGCCACAAAUACCAAAGUCUGGGUUGCUAGAAAUACCUGUUUGUGGAUCUCUGAUACAGACAACCUGGCCUUGAAAAGGAAAUGUUGUAAACUGAAGUUUGGUAUCUUACUUUUAAAGAUGUUUAUUUACAUACAUAUCAUGUUUUCUUUUACUGUUUAAUGUAAAUUCUGAAUGUCUCAGCUUAGUACUGAGACAUUUACUCUCACUAAACUGUUUUUGUGAGUAUGAGUAAAAGUAUACACCUCAGGGUUCAGUGUCACAGGGAAGCGUAGGGAAGGCACUCUGCCUUGCCUGAUGUUUACCUAAGCUUGAAUAGGAGAUGGUGAUAUGUGCAAGACAGGCUCAGUGUAGGCAUAACAUAGGGAAUAGUAUGUUACAGGCUGAAGAUGUGUUUCCUCAGCUUAAAGACAUUUCUCAGAAUGACCAACCAAAUCACUGUAGUAAACUUUUUACAAGUUAAGUAGCCCACAGCAGAUUUUAACUGUAUUCAGAUUUAGACUACUGUUUCUACUCCACUUCUUCACAUAGUGGAAUGCAGUAAGUUGUGAAAACAGAAAGGGCAGAAAAAUCAAUAGUAAUCAAAGCCUUUAUUAUUCUAUUAAUAUACAACCAAAUGGUCUUUUCCCAUCAAACAUAACAUCAUUUGUGAGGGCAAAGGUUUUGUUCCUCGUGUAUACCUUCCAGUCGUUAAACUCUUCUGGUUGGACUGUUACCAUCGCACUAGUAGGCAAUCUCCAUUCUCCACAGAAUAAAAUUGUAAUGGCUGUAGGUCAUUUUCUAGUUCAAUUUCUCUGCCCGGCAUCUAAAAUUAGAGUCAGGUGGAGAGCAGUAAGACAGGGCUGAUGAUGCACGUUAUCCAUGCCACCCUCCAAUGGCCGGUGAGCUGCAAAGUCAAAGGCUGCCUCCAGUUAGAGCCUGAUAUGUAUGGCUCACAGUACUGUGGAGAACUAAGCUUAGCUUUGUGGUUUUGCUUAGCAACUUACCUUGGAACUUUCGUAGGAUAACAGAAGCUCUGACACAGGAACUUUGAGGAGACGUGACAGCAGUCCCUUUACCUUUUGAACUGUCAUAGAGUCUAUCAAAGAAAAGAAAUUUUUAAAUGACUACAUGUAGACACAGCUCAGGCGAGGCAGCCAUUGAUGGAAAGCUUGAGUCAGUCUACCAGGUGAGUCUUUUAACAAAGUGGGAAAUGGAGCCAGUGUUUGACCCAAGUGGUCUUGACAGUGAGGUGUCAUACCAUUUACUAUUUCUUCCUCAAUCUGAAUAACCAGAAAUAAUUACCUCACUGAAGAGGAUAAAAUAUAGGCCUUUGUGAUAACUUCCUAGGGUGUUGCUGAAGAUCCCUGGAGUGGGGACCUUGAGGGGCACUCUCAGCCUUAUUUUCCCUCAGAAGAUGCAAGUGGUUGAUGAAGUCCCACCCAGCACGAGUACCCAGUCACCAUCAGGAUGUGCACAUAUGAUACUAGGUGUGGGAAAGUAACUCUGAAGAACAAAUGCUCUGGUCUGUUAAGAACAUACUAGGAACUUCUUUCCAAAGACAGGUUGUGGUAUAUAGUGGAUAUUUUGAUUAAGAAUAUUAGUUUCUCUGAAGCUUUAGCUGAAAGUACAGCAAUAGUGUGGUGUCCCACAAAUAUUACGAUGUAGUCAAUUAUUUUUCUAUAAAAUUGUUUUUAUAAAUGCUGUUUUUAAUGCAACUUGUGAUAAUAAAUCUUCUCUAUUUUAGAAUAAA
Grammomys surdaster is the source of this 3501-nucleotide messenger RNA. RefSeq names its product beta-1,3-N-acetylgalactosaminyltransferase 2 (gene B3galnt2). Gene Ontology annotation, cellular component: membrane. The record is from RefSeq and is a predicted model, not a curated record. Gene Ontology annotation, molecular function: hexosyltransferase activity. Bases 1 to 1428 code for a protein of 475 amino acids. The transcript is spliced from 12 exons. Lineage: Eukaryota; Metazoa; Chordata; Mammalia; Rodentia; Muridae.